AAGCCAGAUGAAGUUUGAAGGCAGUGGUUACAGCUGUGUUGUAGCGAGUAGUUGCUGUUUACUUCAUGAGAAAGAAUAGCACGUUUUUCAUCCGUGCGCUGUCCGUGGCAACUUAGGCUGUUAUCCAUAACUAAUGCUUAACUUUGGUAUUUCGGGACUGGUUUCGGGAUUAUAGGCGGCAAUUAUGAAUGAAGAAGUUAAUCAGCGUUUCCCUUUAUUUUUGCUCUUUUGGGGCGAAGUUUCGAGGAAAUCACAGUUUUCCUGAGAUACGAAGAUAAUGACCCAUUGUACCAGCGGAUAUGAAUAAUCAAAGCUCCAUUUAAAUAUAUUAACGAAUUGUAAAUGUUUUAACUUCAUGUGCAUGUCGUUUUUAAUUAGUUGCAAAAACAACAGUUGUGCAACAGAUGUUCACAGUCUCUGAUAUGGGGUGUCGAAUCUAACAAGGCAGAGGCGCUGUUUUACGAAAACUGAACAGGGGGUGACGGGGACUUAAGUUCUCCACUUCUUGUAGAGGGGCUUUAGGUUAUGGGUCAGCAUGAACAUUAUCCUGGACUGGUGCGCCCCCGAGAAAAGGGCAUGUAACGUUAAACAACCUGGGCAAUGCCCUCCUAUCCGAAAUUUGGAAAGGGCUGGACUUGAAAUUAACAAUAGUUUAAGUUCUUAAGCAAGAUCGCGUAUAUAUUUUAGAGACGUUUCCUACAUGUUCAUCUUGAUUAAAGAAAAACUCCCGGCAAUGGCUUCCGAAGUUGUAUGUGGACUGAUCUUCAGAUUAGUUCUCCCAGUAUGUCUAGCCGCAGCGUGCUUGUUCCGGUACAAUGGGCUGUCCUUCAUCUACCUCAUUUACCUCCUUCUCAUUCCACUUUUCGCAGAACCAACCAGGACUACAAUGCAGGGCCACACGGGGCGCCUACUGAAAUCCCUGUGUUUUACCAGUAUGACCUUUCUGCUGCUGCACAUCAUCUAUCAGAUCACCAUCAUCAGCCUACUGGCGGGGAACAGCAUUGAGCCCGACUUCAACUGUACAGCAUGGGAGAAAUCAAUACGACAACUUGGCUUCGAAAGCGUGAUAGGAGCGGACCCGGGCAACGGCAUCAGGGUGUUCAUUCCAGACAUCGGCAUGUUUGUGGCCGGGCUGGUCACAUGGCUUCUGUGUCGCAGCCCGGCGGAGAAGCCGCUCACUGAGGAGACUGCACAGUUCAACUGCGACUUUGAAACCGGCGACCAGGAAGAGAAUGAGGAGGUGGGGGAGCUGGAGGUGGAUGAUGACAUGCUGUUUGAGGAGGACUCUGAGGCAGAAGACAACUGCAGUGCCCCAGAGGGGGAGUUUGAGGAGGAGGAGCAGGAGGAAAGCACUAAGAUGAAGGUUCUCCGCCAGAUUGCCGGCGUGGCAUCCAAAGUCAAGGAAAUCAUUGGUGAUCUCAUUACCACAGCCGGAAAAGUGGUUGUAACCAUAUUGCUAGGCUUGACAGGGAUCAUGCUGCCCUCCCUGACGUCCGCGGUGUACUUCUUCGUCUUUCUGGGCCUCGGCACCUGGUGGUCUUUCUGCCGGACGUUCGACCCCCUCAUCUUCAGCUGCCUGUGCGUGCUGAUGGCCAUCUUCAGCGCGGGACACCUGAUUGUGCUCUAUCUCUACCAGUUCCAGUUCUUCCAGGAGUUCAUCCCACCACGUAACAACUACGCCAGUUUAUUUGGCAUGCCAUCCGUUAUUCAAAGUGACUGCUCACACACCUGGAAGUUUAUAGUCAACCCUCAACUGGAGUGGCACCACUUUGUCAAUCCCAUCAUGCUGUUGGUUCUGUACUACACCCUCGCCACCCUCAUUCGACUGUGGCUCCAGGAACCUGUCGGCACUGUGUCUGAGCAAGGAGAUGGGGACAUGAGAGAGCAGUCUGUAUGCAGCGAUACAGAAAACAUGUCAGAGAAGAAGUGUGACAUGUGGAGAACAGCGAACCACAGCACAGACGAAAGAAACCUUCUGUCAACUCAAGAUGGCUAUGGGACAUCUGAAGUGUUGGUGGUGACCUCCAACGGGACCCCUUUGGACUUCACCCCAUCCACCCCCAACAGUGAAAAUGGGCCUUUAGGGCUGGAUCUGUACUCCACACCGCAGUACAAAAUGGACCAUGGAGACGGGGAGUCAGGGAAGAAGGACGACAGUGUCUAUGAGGUCACCGAGGAUCGCCAGGAGAUUUCGGAGGCGGCGGAGAGCGCCAGAGCGAGCACUUUAGUCACGGUGUUCAGAUUCGUCAUGAAGCAAAGCUACAUCUGUGCUUUGAUCGCCAUGAUGGCCUGGAGCAUCACGUACGUCAGCUGGCUGACCUUCGUCUUUCUGAUAUGGUCCUGCUUGCUGUGGAUGGUGCGGGACCGGCGGAAGUACGCCAUGCUCACGUCCCCUUUCAUGGUGCUGUAUGGGAACCUGCUGCUGAUCCUGCAGUACAUCUGGAGCUUCGAGCUCGUACAGCCUGUCCCAGGGCUUUUCCUAAGAAAAGAAGUGCCCUUUCGGGAGCUGGGGUCAAAGAUACUGUGUCUCCUGAGCUUCUGGCUGCUGCUGAGACAGGCGCUGACCGAGAGGAGGGAGAAGCUGAGGGAAGAGGCCGUGCUCUCCGACGUCAGGGUGGACGCUCACAGGAAGGAGGAGGAGGAAGAUGAUGAAGAUGGUGGUGAAAAGGAUAUGGUUCAGGUCCUGGGGAAUAUGGUGAUGGCCAUGUUCGUCAAGUACUGGAUCUACAUCUGCGGGGGCAUGUUCUUCUUCGUCAGCUUCGAGGGUAGAAUCGUGAUGUACAAGAUCAUAUACAUGAUGCUAUUCCUCUUCUGUGUGGCAUUGUAUCAGGUGCACUAUGAGUGGUGGAGAAGGAUCCUGAAAUACUUCUGGAUGUCAGUAGUGGUUUACACAAUGUUGGUCCUCAUACUUGUCUACACCUUCCAGUUUGAGUCUUCUGUACAAGUGUGGUCAAAUAUGACUGGAAUGGAUAAAGAAGAGCUGGAGGACCUGGGCUUGGAGCAGUUCUCAGUGCCAGCUCUCUUCACCAGGAUAUUUAUCCCCACCUCCUUCCUGCUGGUCUGCAUCCUCCACCUGCACUACUUCCAUGAGCGUUUCCUGCAGCUCACUGACCUCAAGGCUGUUGUGGCCAAGCACGAGAGUACCAUUUAUAGGCUGGUGAACCAAGAUGGCAGCCUGGCUGACAUCACCAUGAUCAAUGCGACACUGGGCUCGGUUAAGAAAGAGAAGGAGGAGGAGGAAGGGGACAAAGUGCUACUGGAUGAUGGUGUGGAGAAGAAGAAUGAGAAGGAGGCACCAGAACAGGGCAGCAAGACCAGCGGGGGCCCAACGGAGCUGCCCACCACCCAGAGCUCAGAUCUGAAGAACAAAUGGCAUCUUGUGGUGGAUCGUCUGACAGUGCUGUUCCUGAAGUUCCUGGAGUACUUCCACAAGCUGCAGAUCUUCGUCUGGUGGCUGCUGGAGCUGCACAUUAUCAAAAUCGUGUCUUCCUACAUCAUCUGGGUGUCUGUCAAAGAGGUGUCCCUGUUCAAUUAUGUUUUCUUGGUGAGUUGGGCCUUUGCUCUCCCAUUCAGCCAGUUCCGCCCCUUAGCCUCCAGCGUGUGCACGGUCUGGACCUGCAUCAUCAUUGUCUGCAAAAUGUUGUACCAGCUGGCUUCCAUACAGCCUGUGUCCUACUCCAAAAACUGCUCAAUGCCACUAACUUACUCGCCUGGGCAGAGGAGUGAGAUGGAGAAGUCACUCCUGUACAGCAGCCCGGUGGACCCAGCCAACUGGGUGGGCCUGAAAAAGUUCUCCCCCCUUUUAGAGAACCUGAGGAACAACCUGUUGAUGUUGGCCAUCCUGGCCUUUGAAGUGACCAUUUACCGCCACCAAGAGUUCUACCGGCUGAGAAACAACCUCACCGCCCCAGCCACUAAGACCAUCUUUCACGAUAUCACGAGGCAGCACCUCGACGAUGGCAUUUUGAAUUGCGCCAAGUACUUCAUAAAUUACUUCUUUUACAAGUUUGGCCUCGAGACGUGCUUCCUGUUGGCGGUCAACGUGAUAGGUCAGCGAAUGGACUUCUACGCGAUGCUCCACGCGCUCUGCUUGAUCGCUGUCAUGUAUCGGCGGAGGAGAAAGGCCAUCGCGGAGAUCUGGCCCAAGUACUGCUGCUUCCUGGCCUGCAUGCUGACCUUCCAGUACUUUGUGUGCAUUGGCAUCCCACCGGCUGCCUGCAAAGAUUACCCAUGGAGGUUUCCAUCUUCCGCCAUGGGCUCCAAUGUUAUAAAGUGGCUCUACUUUCCUGAUUUCCACACCAGGCCCGACCCCCUUUUCCUCCUGUAUGACUUCAUGCUGCUGCUGUGCGCCUCCUUGCAGAGGCAGAUCUUCGAGGACGAGAACAAGGCGGCGGUGCGCAUCUUGGCCGGGGACAACGUGGAGAUCUGCAGGGACCUGGACGCUGCCUCCUUCAGUCGGCAUAACCCCGUCCCUGACUUCAUACACUGCAGAUCUUACUUGGACAUGCUGAAGGUGAUCGUGUUCAGCUACCUCUUCUGGUUCGUCCUCACCAUCAUCUUCAUCACGGGAACCACCCGCAUCAGCAUCUUUUGCAUGGGAUACCUGGUGGCCUGCUUCUACUUCCUUCUUUUUGGGGGUGACCUGCUGCUCAAGCCCAUUAAGAGCAUCCUGCACUUUUGGGACUUCCUCAUUGCCUACAAUGUGUUUGUCAUCACCAUGAAGAACAUACUCUCUAUAGUCGCCUGUGGCUACAUCAAUGCCCUGGUUCCAAAAAACUGUUGGCUGAUCCAGCUGUUCAGCCUCGCCUGCACUAUAAAGGGCUACACCCGUCCUGACCCCAACCGGCUUUGCGAUCUGCCCAGCAACGAGGCGGGCAUCAUCUGGGAUAGCAUCUGUUUCGCCUUCCUACUGCUGCAGAGGCGUGUCUUCAUGAGCUACUACUUCCUGCACGUGGUGGCCGAUAUUCGCUCUUCUCAAAUCUUAGCUUCCAGAGGGGCAGAGCUAUUCCAAGCCACAAUUGUGAAAGCUGUCAAGGCCAGGAUUGAAGAGGAGAAGAAGUCUAUGGACCAGCUCAAGAGACAAAUGGACCGCAUUAAAACCCGCCAACAGAAGUUUAAGAGGGGUAAGGAGAGGAUGCUGAGCUUGGCUCAGGAGUCGGGGGAAGGGCGCAAUCUGUUCAAGGAAGAGGACGACGAUGAUGGAGAAGGAGAGAAAGAAAAAGCCAAGAGCAAAAAAAAACUGUGGUGGCGGCCUUGGGUUGACCAUGCUUCCAUGGUAAGGAGUGGAGAUUAUUACUUAUUUGAAACGGACAGUGAGGAAGAAGAGGAAGAAGAAGACAAAAAAGAAGAAGAGCUCCCUAAAAAAUCUGCUUUCCAGAGAGCAAUUGGAAAAUUUGCUUCUGCUUUGUUGGCUUUGCCAAAGUCUGUCAUUAAACUGCCCAAAACUAUACUUCAGUAUAUAAUCAGGGCGGCAAAGUUCGUCUACCACGCCUGGAUCACAGACUCCAAAACCGCCAUGAAGGAGCGGAGCCGAGAGAGGCGCAGGUUCUGGAAAAGGCACCUGGAGUCCGACGCCCCGAGGAAAGACAGGAAGGAGGUUCAUGUUGCAAUAGAAGUGGGGGAUGUGGAGGAUGAGCGGGAGAUCAGAGAGGAAGAGGAACUCGAUGGACCCGACAACAUCAUCAAGCGUGUCUUUAACAUCGUAAAGUUCACCUGGGUCCUGUUCCUGGCCAUGCUGGACAGCUUCACUGCCUGGCUGAACUCCAUAUGCCGAGAACACAUCGACAUCUCCACCGUCCUGCGCAUUGAGCGUUGCAUGCUCACGCGUGAGAUCAAAAAGGGGAAUGUUCCAUCGCGGGAGAGCAUCCACGUUUAUUAUCAGAAGCAGAUGCGUAUGAAUCUGUCCAGGGAGUCCGGGCUGGACGGCAUCGACGAAUUCUCUGUGUCCGGAUCUCAGAGGGUCGUGCACAAAAAGGACAGGCUUAAGAUGGAAAGCCAGGAGUCUCGUGAUAGCUUGUCCAGCGCCUACACCGAGGCCACCAUGCUGUACUCCCACCAGUCCACGCUGGAUGACCUGGACGGAAUGUCCGAGAGCAUUCCCAAAACCAGCGAGCGCGCCAGGCCCAAGCUGCGCAAAAUGUACAACCUGGACGCGUCCAAUUCGUCUGCGGACAGCGGCGGCAGCAUUGUGUCCAGUGAGCCCACGCAGUGCACCAUGCUGUGCUCUCGGCAGGGCACCGAGGACGCUAUAGAGGAAGUGGAGGAUGAGCAGGACCAGGACUCCCCCAGGGGGCAGGGGGAGGUGGGGCCAGAGGCGGAGCAGCCGGAGGGUCCAUGUUUAGAGGCGGAGGGGGAGACUUCAGCGCGCGCCACCGACGGGCGACCCGGGGGCGAGGACGGAGACGGGGACGGAGAUGGGGACGGGGACGGGGACAGGGACAGGGACAGGCGGGACGGAGAUGGGGACGGGGACGGGGACGGGGACGGGGGCUGCAUUUUGGAGACGGAGGAGGCGGGGCAGGACUAUUUGUUCCCCGCGGAGUGUGAGGUCCAGCUGUACUCGUCGGACACGGACGCCCCCACCACUUUCCCCACGGACGCAGACGUGCCCCCCUCCUACAGCAAAGCCGUCAGCUUCGACAGAGGCUCUGUUGGCUCAGACAAAGACGACAAGCACCUGACGGACACCGAUGCCUGCAGGUCGGACUACCUGGACGACUCCCUGCUGCCCUCCUUUACCCACGAGCUGACUGCCAGCGAGCUGCUGCUCAACAAGAUGUUCUACGAUGAGGAGCUGGAGGCCUCUGAGGGGUUUUACCAGAACCAGCCCCAGCUGCUGCAGCUCUCCUAUGCUCUCUACAACAUGCUGGUGGCGCACUCCGAGAUGGUGUGCUACCUGGUCAUCAUCCUGAACCACAUGAUCUCCGCCUCGGUGGUCACCCUGGUCCUGCCCAUCCUCAUCUUCCUGUGGGCCAUGCUGUCAGUUCCCCGGCCUAGCAAGCGCUUCUGGAUGACGGCCAUAGUCUACACGGAGGUCACCAUUGUGAUAAAAUACUUCUUCCAGUUCGGCUUCUUCCCCUUCAACCAAAAUAUAGAGUUUGACAAGUCAAAGCCUUUCCACCCUCCUAAUAUCAUUGGAGUUGAGAAGAAGGAAGGCUAUGUGCACUAUGACCUGGUUCAGCUCCUAGCUCUCUUCUUCCACAGAUCCAUCUUAAAGUGCCACGGCCUGUGGAACCAGGACGACCGCAGAGCGGCGGAGAAGGUGCCCCUGCACGGCGGCGAGCCGGAGGAGGAGGAGGCGCAGGCUGCAGGAGAGGGGAGGGGGUCUGCGGACAGCUCCCUGAAGUCCGUCGACCUGGAAGCCUCGCUGGAGUCGGUGCACGUGCGCUUCCCCGAGCAGCGCAGGCUCGUGCGGAGGAAGAGCUCUGCCACGGGCUCCCACGCGUCCCAUCGCUCCUUCCACUCCAAGAGAGGCAGUACAAGCACACGGAACAGCCACAGGAGGGCGAGCAGUGUGUUCAGUGUCCACCAGAAGAGCCGUAAGGAGCUGCUCCUGGAAAAACUGAGGGAGCAGCUGAUCAAAGCCAAAGCCUUCACUGUGAAAAAAACCCUUGAGAUAUACCUCCCCAUCCGUCAGUUCUUCUACAACCUGAUUCACCCAGAAUACAGUGCUGUGACAGACGUCUAUGUACUCAUGUUCCUGGCGGACACCGUAGACUUCAUUAUUAUUGUGUUUGGCUUUUGGGCUUUUGGGAAACAUUCAGCAGCUGCUGACAUCACAUCCUCUCUGUCAGAGGACCAGGUGCCUGAGGCCUUCCUGGUCAUGGUCCUCAUCCAGUUUGGCACUAUGGUGGUGGACCGGGCCUUGUACCUAAGGAAAACAGUCAUGGGCAAGGUCAUCUUCCAGGUCAUCCUGGUGUUUGGAAUACAUUUCUGGAUGUUUUUCAUCCUACCAGGGGUCACAGAGAGACGCUUUAGUCAGAACACUGUGGCGCAGCUCUGGUACUUUGUGAAGUGCAUAUACUUUGGACUGUCAGCCUAUCAGAUCCGCUGUGGUUACCCCACCCGAGUGCUGGGUAACUUUCUCACCAAGAGCUACAAUUAUGUCAACCUCUUCCUCUUCCAAGGGUUCCGCCUGGUGCCUUUCCUGACGGAGCUGCGAGCCGUGAUGGACUGGGUCUGGACCGACACCACCCUGAGCCUCUCCAGCUGGAUCUGUGUGGAGGACAUCUACGCGCACAUCUUCGUUCUCAAGUGCUGGAGGGAGUCGGAGAAGAGAUACCCCCAGCCUCGGGGGCAGAAGAAGAAGAAGGUGGUGAAGUAUGGGAUGGGGGGCAUGAUCGUGAUGCUGCUCAUCUGCAUCGUCUGGUUCCCCCUGCUCUUCAUGUCCCUGGUCAAGUCUGUCGCCGGGGUGGUCAACAAGCCUCUGGACGUCUCUGUCACCAUCACUCUGGAGGGGUUCCAGCCUAUCUUCACCAUGAGCGCCCAACAGAAUCAGCUUAAGGAAAUGAGGGAAUUAGAGUUCACUGAUUUUGUGAAUUCACAUAAAAUAACUCCGGGUGCAUUGCAGUUUCUGGAGGCCUACUCAUCUGAAGAUGUGACUGUAGCAGAACUGGAGGGCAGUUCAAAUUCCCUAUGGACAAUCAGUCCACCCAGCAGGAAGAACCUGAUGAAGGUGUUGAAAGAUGAGAUCACUUUUCCUGUCACUGUUACCUGGUCCAUUCAGAGGAACCUGAGUUUAGGAGCUAAAGCUGAGUUUGCAACAGACAAGCACAUAGCCUAUCUAGACACAAAAACAAGAGUGGAGCUUAUAAAACUGUUAAAUGGGACCAGGCGUGAUGCUGUGGUAAUAGAACACGCCUUCCCCUGCUUCAUUCGAGCUCCCAGUGACUCCAAUGCCAAACCCAUUGAACAGCUUUAUAAAGAUGAAAAGUAUAAGAAAAUCACACUGGCCCUGGAGAGAACCCACAACAUGACAGGGGAGAUGCAGGAGUGGUGGAUCGUGGACCAGCCCGUCAAGUGUAAGACGGAGAAGAAGCAGAAGGCUGGCCUGGAGCUGUUUGUGUUCAGUGAUAAAGUCAGCCCACCCAGCCUGGGCUUUCUGGCAGGAUAUGGGAUCAUGGGUCUGUACGCCUCUGUGGUGCUGGUGAUCGGGAAGUUCGUGCGUGAGUUCUUCAGCGGGAUUUCCCACUCCAUAAUGUUCGAGGAGCUGCCCUGUGUGGACCGCAUCCUCAAGCUCUGCACCGACAUCUUCCUGGUGCGGGAGACCGGGGAGCUGGAGCUGGAGGAGGACCUGUACGCCAAGCUCAUCUUCCUCUACCGCUCCCCAGAGACUAUGAUCAAGUGGACCAGGGAGAAGACACAGUGAGGGGCGAUGCCUCCAGACCAAGGACGCUGGAAAAACCAACCAAUGGAAACAAAAGCACAAUCCGCUGGGUCCAUGGCCGGGUCUCUUUGCAUGAUGGCCUGGCGGCAGCAAAACGGAUCCCGUUGAACCUCCACUGCCCUCUACAGCACAGACAUGACAUGACAUUUUCUCAACCUUCCUCAAAAAUCUGCAUUCAUUUUUUUCGGGUCUGUAUAGGCUGAUUAAUAUGAGCAUUUUUUGCGGUGUGUCUCCAGGCAGAAUGGCGCUGCUGCUCUCCAGUUGCUCAGAUCUCUGGCCUUUUUUUCAGUUUGGAAUACAUGAACCACGGGUUGUGCAAUACGCUGCCCCAGGAGGCUGGCUGUAAACUUGAACUGACACCGAUUUUUUUUUUUUUUUUUUUUUUCACGAGAUCGUGGAAAGAUGCCCUAAUGGUGGAUUGGUAAAGGGCAGCGACUGACUGAAAGACACUCGCCACUUUUUUUCUUUUUUUUUUAAAGAAAGAAAGACGUUUUCUUGAAUCCGGAAAUGCUUCAGUUCUGCGGCAGAGAAAGAGAGGAGGCCUUUAAGGCACGGAAGACGAACGACAUGACUAUCUUUACAUGCCUUAUUUCGUUUGUACAGUCAACUUAUCAGUGGGUUAAAAAAAAGCAUAUUCUUCUCAGGAAAAGACACUUAUCAUCUCACCAAGAAGGGGUUUUUCUGCCUUCAUUGUAUAUCUCUGGGGAAUAUGCCAUAAGCAUUUCAUAAGAGUAUGCAAUUAUCUUAUGUGCAUUGUCAGGAGCAGACCUCCCAUUCUAUCUGAGCCCAAGGGAAGCCCUCUCACAGUCAGAGCAAGGGGCUAAUGCAGGUACAGAACCAUCUCUAGAGUGACUACAGUACACCUAGGGGAAGGUCCUGUGGCUUAUGAAUUAUGUUUUUCAUCUUGGAAUGCUCUUUUUUACUUUUCAUCUAAAGUAAGAAAAAAAACAGAAGAAAAAAAGAAAUAAAAAUCUAACAAAACAAAAAACACUACAUUCACAGUGCUGAAUUGUGAAUGAAAAAAAAAAGAUAAACAGCUUAUCGAGGUCACACCUUAAGCAAAAUGUGAGCAAAGGCAGUCCGAACUAUGCAUUAGAAAACUUAGCAUGAAAAAAAAUUAAAUUAUUGCGAUCAUUUUCAUUGUGUACACAUUUUUGGGAAAAAAGAAGCAUAAAUCUGACUGUGUACAGCAGCUGUAUAAUUACAGGACAUGUGGUGGAGAUUUGGCUCAGCGAGCAGAAAAUAAAGCACAUGUUGGAAAGCCAA
Anguilla rostrata (American eel) is the source of this 10651-nucleotide messenger RNA. RefSeq names its product piezo-type mechanosensitive ion channel component 2-like. The record is from RefSeq and is a predicted model, not a curated record. Lineage: Eukaryota; Metazoa; Chordata; Actinopteri; Anguilliformes; Anguillidae. Gene Ontology annotation, molecular function: mechanosensitive monoatomic ion channel activity. The transcript has 54 exons. Gene Ontology annotation, cellular component: membrane. Bases 701 to 9367 code for a protein of 2888 amino acids.